Molecule: messenger RNA, 1960 nt
Organism: Daphnia pulicaria
Lineage: Eukaryota; Metazoa; Arthropoda; Branchiopoda; Diplostraca; Daphniidae
Exons: 4
Coding region: 1458-1844 (128 amino acids)
Source: RefSeq, a predicted model, not a curated record
GUGCCGGUGUGGCGGCAGGUUCCUCUUGAGUUUGAUCAUAAAAUUUUCUAAUUGCCAAUUGCUUUAAAAAAUUUAAGUUAAUUGUGAACACAGGUAUCUAAAUUGUGAUAGUUGGUUUGUCAGAAAAUGAUUACAAUGUUGUUUCUUUAAAAAAUUAAAAAUGUUUAAAAUUACAACUAUAGACAGAUUUGCAAAGUAAAAUCAUGGUCUUUUGACUAAUAGACCAUGGUAAAACUUGCAAGAAAAUAUGAAAAUUGUAUGUUUACCAUGUUUUCUUAUCAUCAAGCCAUCAACGUUAUUGUUUUCCACAUAAACUUGUGCUUUUACUACAGAAACAGUAGUACUGGAAUGAUUUGCUGACAAGCAACUUAUCUUGGUUUCACAACUUAAGAUUGGUAAAAAUGAUUGUGAAACUCGAAAUGUUUUAAAUUUAAUCUCUAUAAAAGCAAAGAGCAAAUAGGAAAUUUUGUCUUUACCAACAUCUUUUUACAAAUCAACACAUUGGCUUUCCGGAUUGAUUGUAAAACAUUAAAACAAAUACUAAAGCAAUAUAUUCAAUCAAAUUGAUUUUUACCUUCAGGCUUCAGCUGCAUUUCGAAUGUCAUCCUUCCGUUAAUUGCUUUCUUACCGUAAACUUCAUCUCAUUUGAUAAACAAAACAAAAAAAGCAGACGACGCUUUUCUUUUAGCUGUCUAAAAAUCGACCCCUUCACUAAAUUUUAACCGCGAAAGCGAUAAAAGUGGGUUUAUCGCAACCGCUCGACAUCCGCCGAACGGAUCGCGAUUAUUUUAGCAUAAAAUAGUUCGUAUCAACAAUUUUACUAUGCCCCCCUACAGGCAAGAAAACAUUUAAGAUUUAAUUUAAAAAAACCCAGAUUAUUUUUAUUAGACGAAACCCGCCAUAAUAAAUUAACUCCACGCGGAGAUUUGAGCUGGGCUGGCAUUCCACAAUUAUUAACACAUUAGUGUCAGGGUUGCUGUCUUUACAUUUAUUGACUUUAUCAAACAAAGAUCGCAUUGAGUUACUAAAAAGUACUUAAGAUAAAAAUGUAACCAAGAUUGACAGUGCUGGGUGGAGACGUGGAGCUUGAAAUCUGAAGAAGAAAUUUCGUCAUCACUGAUUCAUGAUCAUUUCUUCAUUGCAUGACUCAUUGGAUGUGGGCCUCAGCCUCAUUAUUAUUCAUUUUCAUUUAUUAUUCUGGUUUGUUACUGAGUUCAUAACUAAUUAUCAUUGUUAAUUAUUCAAAUUUGUUUGCAUUAACGUUUUUUUUAAACUAACGCAACUAACUCUGUAAAGCAUGCAAAAUGAAACAAACUGUGUACGUGUUUCAGCUACGAGAUGGCGUAUGCAAUGAUAAAUAACAACACGAACUUACAACAACUGUUGGUUCACUUUCUUUUCUCUUAUUUCGAAGAAGGAACUGGUGAACACAUUUAUUUCAAGUGUACUACUGAACCAUGGAUCAGACGAAUAAUGGCAGCUUCGUUUUAACGAACGAAAAUUCUACAAUUAUUGAUGCUGGAAACAGUACGGAAAGUUCUCUAGAUCAAAACUCAGGCCCAUCUGCAGAGCACGACGACACCGUUAGCGUUGUUCUAAUACCGUUGGUUAUUAUUGGUCUCCUUCUUGCCGUGGCAGCUAUUAUCUUCAUUAUAAUCAGAAGAAGAACCACAAAACAAGCAAGACGUCAAUUUGCUCCAGUAUAUUACUCUGUGGAACACGAAGAAAGUGGCAAUGAAUGGGAGUCUCAGCUCAUGGAUGAAGAAUUGGCCAGACAUGCAAACAUUGUUAAGCCUAAUCGUGGAAACCAAGCCAGACUCCAGUUAGAAAGGGGUGGGAAAUAGGCCUAGCUGAAUGACCAUGUUUAAAUGUGAUGAAAUAGAACUAGAACAAGUAUUGUGAUUCAGCCUUCUGAAAUCAAAUUUUUAAGAAGCCAAAAUACAAUUGUGAUUGAAAACAA